Molecule: messenger RNA, 1692 nt
Organism: Caenorhabditis briggsae
Lineage: Eukaryota; Metazoa; Nematoda; Chromadorea; Rhabditida; Rhabditidae
Exons: 5
Coding region: 1-1692 (563 amino acids)
Source: RefSeq, a predicted model, not a curated record
AUGAACACCGUUCAUGAGUUUGACAUUCGCAAACAAGAAAUCACCAAAAUCACAAUUCUCAGUGAUCGUGCGGAAAUCAAACGAUCUGUUCCAGUUUCUAUGAAAGCUGGAAUCAAUGAGGUCCAAUUGAAGCACUUUUCUCAUUGUCUCCAAAGUGAUUCUGUCCGUGUUGAUGGAUGUGGAAAAUCGACAAUUUGUGAUGUAACUGAAAAGAAUAUUCCUGCUCUUCGGUCGGAAACUGACACCGAAAAAAUGGCUGAACUUCGUAGAGAACUUGAAAACUACGAGAGUAUUAAAAAGAAACAGGAAGAUCAGAAAGGAGUUAUGGUUAAGAAAAUUGAGGGAUUAGAUAGAACAGUAGGAGAGAUUGGAAAAGGAGUAAUGAAUCCGUCAAAUGAAUCUGGGAAUGUCGUAAUUGACGAGAAACUUCUCGAAGGGCUACAGAAACUUCUCGAUUUCCAUGAAACUGAAGCGGAGUCAUUGAAAUUGAGCUUACGGGAAAGAGAAGAGGAGAUUUUGAAAACAGUUGAGAAAAUCAAUAAAAUCAGUAAUGAGUUGAACAGAAUGAAAACAUGGGGACGUUGGAAUACAUGCCGCGCCGUCAUUAUCACAUUGGAAGCAUUUGAAGAAGUCGAUGUUCAACUGGAUAUCACAUAUCAAGUGUUCGAAUCAGGAUGGCAACCAUCGUAUGAUAUCCGUGUAGAUACUCAAAAACCAUCCAUGACCAUCACUUACUACGGAAAGCUUUACAAUCGCUGUGGGGAAGACUGGACAGAAUUCCCGGCAGUUUUGUCAACCGCUCAACCCUCACUCGGAGGACAAAUCCCUGAACUCGGAACUCUCGAUGCUCAUUUUUAUAGACAUGUUGAACCAAAACGAUCUUUCAAUCUCAUGAAGAGAUCUAUGGGGAGAAGGUCUCGCAAGGCAGAAGAAGUAGAGGAAGAAAGGAUGAGUGUGGGAGAAGACGAUAACGAUGUUGAAAUGGCACGUACACCGAUGGAAGUCAAUCAUAACACAUUGAGCACUGAAUUCAAGAUUGCUCGAAAAUCGAAUCUUCCUAACGGAACGGAAGAUCACAAAGUGACAAUUGGAACAUCCGUCUUCACUCCAUCCCUGGUCCAUGAGAGUGUUCCAUCAAAGAUAGCUGCUGCUUUCUUAACAGCUUCGGCUGUAAAUUCUUCUGUUCUUCCAUUCCUACCAGGCGAGACAUCAAUCUUUCUGAAUAAUGCGUUUGUUGCAAAAAGUCAUAUGAAAAACGUUGUACCUGGAGAGAGGUUCACAUGCUCACUUGGCGUGGAUACUGCAAUCAGAGUUGAAUACAAACCGGCCAAAAAAUUCCAUGAAGAAGGGGGGUACAUCACAAAACAUUCCGCUCAUGCCACUGAACAAACCAUUUCUAUAAAAAAUACUCGAAGUGAACAACCAAUUCUUCUCACCAUCAAGCACCAUGUUCCACGUAGUACUGAUGAGAAGAUUCGUGUGAAGUUAGCUUCUCCAGUUGCGUCUCCUUAUGAUCCAGCAACUACCGUAGAAAACGAAGUUCUGGAGCCGCGAGAGGGGGUUAGAAUGAACAAGGAUCAUAACUUGGAAUGGACUGUGAAAAUGGCGCCAAAUAGUUCCAAGGAUCUUGUUAUCAAAUGGAUCAUUGAACAUGCAAAGGGACAAAACAUUAUGCUCCAAGAAAAGAUUUAA